UGUUGGAUCCCUAGUAUAAAUAUGAAUAGUCAACCAGGACCAUCACGGGAGAGGUCUCCAGUAGUAACGAGGCGUAAGACGUUGACUGACGAACAAUUAUUGGCAUUGUUACAAGAGUCAGAUGUAGAUGAUGGAGAUAGUGAUUUUGAAGUAGAUACUGAGGAAAGCGAUUCUGAAGAUAAUUUCUUGACGGAGGCAGACAUACCCGAAAUAAGACAUAGCAUAUCGGCUGAGCAUUGGAGUUCUAAUCCAGUGCAGGUCCCGUCAAUUCCGUUUAUAGGAAAUGCAGGGUUGAAAGUACAGCCAAAGGGACAUGAGCCUAUCGAUUAUUUUGAUUUGCUAGUAUCUGAUGAUUUUUAUAAUUUUAUAGUAGAAGAAACUAAUUUUUACGCCAUUGAAGUUCUUAGUCUUUCGUCAGAAAAAUCUAGGAUAACUCAUUGGAAAGAUUUAACUACCACUGAACUGAAAGUAUUUUUAGGUCUACUUUAUCACACUGGAACAAUACUUUUAAAUAAACUUGAGGACUAUUGGAAACAAGACGAUCUAUUUAAUAUUCCAUGUUUCAAAAAACAUAUGAGUAGAAAUCGUUUUUUAUUAAUUCUUCGAGUUUUACAUUUUAGCCAUGAUGCUGUGGACCCAAAUGAUAGACUUUUUAAAAUUAAAUCAAUUGUGGAAUAUUUUAAUAAUAAAAUGGAUGAGGUGUAUUAUCCCGGUAAAAAUUUAUCCAUAGAUGAGUCAAUGAUAUUAUGGCGGGGUAGAUUAAUUUUUCGACAGUAUAUACAGGGAAAAAGGCAUAAAUUUGGGAUCAAAUUAUAUAUUUUAGCUGAGCCAAAUGGCCUGAAUUUAAAAAUUAUGAUUUAUACUGGACAAAAACUGUCACAGCUUGAACAACCGCAUUCUAAUAGUCACACAGAAAGUGUAGUUAUAAAUCUUAUGGAAGGAAAAUUGUACAAAGGUCAUUCGCUUUACAUGGACAAUUAUUACAAUAGCGUAAAUUAG
Molecule: messenger RNA, 999 nt
Organism: Aphis gossypii (cotton aphid)
Lineage: Eukaryota; Metazoa; Arthropoda; Insecta; Hemiptera; Aphididae
Product: piggyBac transposable element-derived protein 4-like
Exons: 1
Coding region: 22-999 (325 amino acids)
Source: RefSeq, a predicted model, not a curated record